AUACGUUAGCCACGCCUUCUCGCUCCUACUACAGUCAGGGGCCCUAUUAGCGUUCCGGCGCUAUGGCAACAGAGUCUGUCUGGAGCGUCCCGGGCCUAGCCAAGCAACGCGUCCUAUGAAGGGCCGGAACAGGAGGGUCCCGCCCGUCCGCCCCUCAUUCCCUCUUCAGCCUGCUCUUGUCAUCUGGCAGCCGAGAGUCAAGGCGGCCCCAUGGCACCCUGCAAGGGUUUCGUUUGCGUUCUGGAGUUGCAUAUCCGCACGGUAACAUGCCCAGGUGUUGCACUGAAAUCCAGAGAAGAUGUCUAUGUCAGUGCAUGUAUUUUUGGACAGCAUAAGAAAACUUCAUGUGUUCGUGCAAUAUUUCCCCUGAUGUUUAAUGAGAAAUUAAUGUUUGAAAAAGUAUAUACUGAUGUAGUUGACCCAGGAGAACUUGUUGAACUUUUUGAAACUGAUACAUCAGUGGUUCAGUUAAUACAAACUGUUCCUCCAGUGGGUGAAAUUUUGUCCAGAUAUGAAGACAAUACAAGAGAUUUCCUUUUUCCUGCUCCUAAGUUUACCCAUCAACCACGAAAUUCAGUUCGUGAGGUUUUAAUGAAAAAGGCCUAUGAAUUUACAGGAAUUGCACCAAAAUUGAAGUUUCACACAACUUGUGUUAUUUCAGAAAGUCUGUUAAGUUCAGCAAAAGUUCAGAAGCAGAAACAGGAUAAUUUAGAUGGGCUGUUUCAUUCAUCUACAGAAGGAAUCCGACAGAUCAAAUCUUCAAAGAAGAACACAGCUUCAUCUGAGAGAAACAGGCCCUGUUUAGCAACCAAAAGUUAUGAGCAACCCACAAUAGCAUCUCUUUCUCGAUCUCCUUCUCCUUAUACAAAAAGACGUAUGUGUGAGCUUCUGCAAAUCAGUCAACGCCUGGCUCACUUGGACCUAGGGCCUUUUGAUUUUAGGAAAGAAACAGAUAGACCUCCAUUUGUAAUUCGUCAUGUUGAGGAGUUGACUCCCUCACCUGAUGUUCAUACUUGGUGUCGUUCUAAGGACAAUAACAAAGAAGGAGCACCCUAUGAUCCUAGCCUUCUUGGCAGUUACAAACCCAAAAAUAAAAUUAUUGGACCGCAUCAUGAGAAAUAUUUUGAUUAUUUUCCCGAUGCCUAUGAGAAGCACUUCCUCACAAAAAUGAGCAGUAGGCAGAUUUAUUCAAAUCGUCUGUUAAUGCAUUCAGCACCUGCAUCAUUGCCGAAAUUUUUUUCAACUCCUAUGUUAGAUCGCUCAUCUCUUAGAGAAAGGUAUUAUACAGGUUGGAGCACACCAAUAAAUGGGGAUGAGAUUCAUAAACGAGUGAAAAAUAUUUUAAGAACGCACAGUGCAAGGCAAAAGCUAACAUUUUUCAUUCAGCCAGCCAAACGUCAUGGUUCAUUUGGAUAAUGAUGAAUAUUGGACCAGUCAAGUUUCGGAAUAUAAAAACAAGCCCCACAGAGCCAUCUUUGAAGAAAGCCUGGGAAAAAUCUAUCGAAACAUGUACAGAAAAGCUUCCAGCUCACUUUCAAAGAAUAAAUCAAACUAAAUUCCUAAUAAGUGCUAUAGAAGAAAAUGAACAGUGUACAAGAUCAGUAUUUUUUAAUUAUGAAGAUUAUUAUUUGUCUAAUGACUGUAUUUUUUAACGGAACUGUUUUUACAUAAGUAUGUGAAAUUUUUGAGGCUGGGAUUUUCAAUACAAAAAUAAAAUCUGGAGGAUUUUUAUUACGAUA
Molecule: messenger RNA, 1739 nt
Organism: Thamnophis sirtalis
Lineage: Eukaryota; Metazoa; Chordata; Lepidosauria; Squamata; Natricidae
Source: RefSeq, a predicted model, not a curated record